Messenger RNA from Gavialis gangeticus (Gharial), 2598 nucleotides. RefSeq names its product 2-hydroxyacyl-CoA lyase 1 (gene HACL1). NCBI's taxonomy places the organism in Eukaryota, Metazoa, Chordata, Crocodylia, Gavialidae. The transcript is spliced from 17 exons. Gene Ontology annotation, cellular component: peroxisome. Gene Ontology annotation, biological process: fatty acid alpha-oxidation. The record is from RefSeq and is a predicted model, not a curated record. Gene Ontology annotation, molecular function: magnesium ion binding; catalytic activity; thiamine pyrophosphate binding. Bases 395 to 2083 code for a protein of 562 amino acids.
UGUAUUGAGAGAGAGAGUAAAUCAUAAUCAAUCCCUAUUUACUUUCUUUCCCUAGCUGUCAGUGCCCCUCUAAAUCACCACCAUCUUUCACCUUAAGCACACACCCACUAGUAUUUUAUCAAAGCUGCCAAAUUGCACAUCCCAUGAUCUGGAAUGGCUUCAAGUGGGCUUCAUUUAAAGGCAAUCUCUAUAGCUAUUUGUGCUCUGGUAGUGAAAAACUAACUUACAAAUCACAAGCAGUCACAGAGGAGGAAUUUUGUCCUCGUUUGUUAUCAAUUCAUGCCUCAGUAAAGUAUCAAGCUGACUGCAAACUUAAAACCAAACAGCUAAUGAAAAGAAUCAUGUAAGGCCAAGUCUAGGUAUGUUCAGGAGCAGCUGAACAUUGUGAAGACAAAUGAGAGUGAAGACAUCCAAGAUGGACAGUAAGAACAUUGAGUAUAUGUUUGGUAUUGUUGGUAUUCCUGUCACUGAAAUCGCAAUUGCAGCUCAGGCAACUGGAAUAAAAUAUGUGGGAAUGAGAAAUGAACAAGCUGCCUGUUAUGCUGCCUCUGCUGUUGGGUACCUGACAGGGAGACCAGGAGUCUGCCUCGUGGUGUCUGGUCCAGGUCUCAUACAUGCCCUAGGUGGGAUGGCAAAUGCAAACAUGAAUUGCUGGCCUUUGCUUGUUAUUGGGGGCUCCUCUGACAGGAAUCAAGACACCAUGGGAGCUUUCCAGGAAUUCCCACAGGUUGAAGCUUGUAGACUAUACAGCAAAUUUUCUGCCAGACCCAGCAGUCUAGAAACUAUUCCUGCUAUUAUUGAAAAGGCUGUUAGAACCAGUAUUUAUGGUCGACCAGGUGCGUGCUACAUUGACAUACCUGGAGACUUUGUAAAUCUACAGAUGAGUAAGAGCUCUGUCAAAUAUGUUGAAUGCUGUUUGCCACCUCCUGUGAGCCUGGCUGAGCAUUCUGCUGUGUCUGCAGCAGCAUCUGUCAUUUCACAUUCCAGACAACCUCUAUUAAUCAUUGGCAAAGGUGCUGCUUAUUCACAUGCUGAAGACAGUAUCAGAAGGUUGGUGGACCAGUGUGAAUUACCAUUUUUACCUACACCAAUGGGAAAAGGAGUUGUUCCUGAUAACCAUCCCAACUGUGUAGCUGCAGCCAGAUCCAGGGCAUUGCUGCAUGCUGAUGUAAUAGUAUUACUUGGUGCCAGGUUGAACUGGAUUUUGCACUUUGGACUUCCACCAAGAUUUCGACCAGAUGUAAAAGUUAUUCAGGUUGAUAUUUGUGCGGAAGAGCUGGGGAAUAAUGUGAGACCUGUUGCCACUUUAUUAGGUGACAUAAAUGCUGUGACCCAGCAGCUUUUGGAAGAAUUCAGCAGAAGUCUAUGGAAAUACCCUUCUGAUACAGAGUGGUGGAAGAAGCUAAGAGAAACAAUGAAGAACAAUGAAGAAAAAGCCCAGGCACUUGCAUUACAAAAGUCUCUGCCUAUGAAUUAUUAUACUGUAUUCCAUCAUGUCAAAAAACUGCUACCCAAGGACUGCUUUCUAGUAAGCGAGGGAGCAAAUACUAUGGAUAUUGGACGUACUAUGCUUCCAAACAAUUAUCCUCGUCACAGACUUGAUGCUGGUACAUUUGGGACAAUGGGAGUUGGGCUAGGAUUUGCCAUAGCAGCUGCAAUGGUGGCUAAAGAUUGGACACCAAACAAACGAAUUAUCUGUGUAGAAGGAGACAGUGCUUUUGGAUUUUCUGGCAUGGAAGUGGAAACUAUUUGCAGGUAUAAAUUGCCCAUCCUGAUUAUCAUAGUAAACAACAAUGGGAUAUACAGUGGCUUGGAUGCAGAUUCCUGGGAAGAGAUUUUAAAGUUUGGAGAACCAUCUGUGUGUGCACUUCCCAAUUUUCUCCUGCCUAAUUCCCACUAUGAGCAGGUCAUGUCUGCAUUUGGGGGCAAAGGAUAUUUUGUAAAAACACCAGAGGAAUUACAAAAUGCCCUUAAAGCAAGCCUGGAAGAAAAGCAAGUCCCUUCCCUUAUCAAUGUAAUGAUUGAUCCACUAUCUGCAAGAAAGCAGCAGGAUUUUCCAUGGCUGACUCGUUCUAACAUGUAAUGGAAAAUCCAGAGUGUGAUGAUUCGAAGAUGUGCAUCUGCUUAAGCCAAAGCCAUGUAAUUUUCCAGGCGUGAAACUCCCACACCUGUUUUUUUAAAGUUGAAAAAUCCAAGUUUUUUCACUCUUAAAACAAUCACUUGUUUUUACACUACUGCAAUAGCAAUAGUUAUUGUAUGCACAAGAAACACCUGAAUGUAUAUCAGGCUUUUACCAGAUUAUGUAAAAGUAGUUAAUAGUAAAUCAAUUAUUUUUGCCUUUCAUCAAAAUGCAAGAGAUCUAAACUUGCCAAUUAAAUUCUUAGGUGUUAGGAAGACAAAUAAGGGAAAGAAAGUUUUUGGGUUUUUUUAAUUGAAGGAAUCCUUGGCAGUAUGCAGUCAUAAUAGAUUCGUUUCAUUUCACUGGCCAACACGCUACUUACUGUACCACAUUUUAUAUGCUCUUUUAGGGCUCAAGGUUUUUAAUCUUUCAGUGUCUUCAGGAUCAGGCUCAGUAAAUAUCCCCAGCUCACAUUGAAG